AUGUUGAUACAUAAUUUUGUUGGAACAUUUUAUGUAAGGUUGGAAGCAAAGCUGGAAGCAAGAUUUGAUACAUGGUUGGAUGCAACGUCGUAUGCAAAGAUUAGAAACAAGAAAUUUACAACCCUGGAUACAAUUUUGGAACCAAGGUUGAAUACAAUGAUGGAAGCAUGUUUGGAAGCAAGAAUGAAAUGCAAGGUUGGAAGUAAGGUUGAAGCAAGGUUGGGAUGCAAGAUAUGA
Molecule: messenger RNA, 237 nt
Organism: Dentiscutata erythropus
Lineage: Eukaryota; Fungi; Glomeromycota; Glomeromycetes; Diversisporales; Gigasporaceae
Source: the annotation of a GenBank genome assembly